CUCUUAGAGAACGGACGCGACAGUUCGGGCCUUCGUAGUGCGCGUUUGCUUUUUCUGCCUGGAGAUGCUGAACAAGUUCAUCCCCGUCUGCUAAAUAGAACGCCAUUCGUGUCGCGAUUUGGGACGGAAACCCUCCGAAGUCACAUGCCGCUGCUUCCACUCGAAGCCGUUGACAUGGUCGUUCGGUAAAGUCGUUGAAAUAAGAGCACUUUUCAGGCUGAAAACCUGGGGAAACUGUCGGAGAGAUAUCCCGACUUCCUCCUUUAACAAUAUGGCACAGAAAAGGACCAUUCACUCAUUCUUCACUCCGGAUCCAAAGAAACAGCGAAUCGCAACGAUUGCUGACGAAGAUGAGACACCCACUUACUCCUCACACAACACAUACCCCUUUCCUAUCAGGGACCUCUCGAAGUCCAUCACUAAAGAGCUCACCUCCCUUCCAGCCAGACCAGGAAGGCCCAUAAACGACCAACCAGAGCUAGACCUCAUCUGCUUUGAGCCAUUCAUCCCCUCCUACCUCGCCAAAGACCUCUUCCACUUCCUCCGCUCUGAACUCCCUUUCUACAGAGUAGAGUACUCCAUCAAAAGAUUCGGUGUUGAGACUCAAAUCCGCACCCCAAGGUACACCACCGUCUUCGGACUCGACCACACCUCCCUCUUUGACGACGACAACCCCAGCAUCAUCCUCGACGCCAGAACCCACACCCGAAUCAACAUAGGUGAAGCCUACCCACGGUACUCGCCCCGUCCAAUACCACAAUGUCUCGACGCUCUCCGCAAAUCAACCGAAGCGGCCACCAACUGCAAGUUCAACUUUUGCCUGGUGAACUACUAUGCCACAGGAUCAGACAGCAUAUCCUUCCACAGCGAUGACGAGCGGUUUCUCGGUCCAGAACCAGCUAUCGCCUCCUUCAGCCUAGGAGCAGCAAGGGAUUUUCUCAUGAAACAUAAACCUGUCCCACCACCCCCAGACGGCCAAACAACAGUAUUCAAGCAGCUCAAGUUACCCCUCGCGAGCGGCGACAUGAUUCUCAUGAAGGGCAAAACCCAAUCUAACUGGCUGCACUCUAUCCCGAAAAGAGCUGGCAAAAGCAGCCAGUAUGGUGAUGGAAGGAUCAACAUCACCUUUCGGAGAGCCAUGGUGAAAGGAGGGACUGAUAAUUACUAUAACUACAAUGUCGGCAAGGGUCCCGUUUUCAGAUGGGAUGACACAGCCAGGGAAAUGAAGGAGUGGAAGCCAGCCCCCAAAGCCAGCACGGAACGUAAACCGAUCACAUAUCCCAAACCAGAGAAGGAUGAGCCAGAAAAAGCCGACUGAUUUUGAAUUUUCCCAAAAGUCUAUUCACAGUAUCUAACAUGCUCUUCGCUGGCAGAAUGAAAAUGACGAGACAGAAACAAUGAAAAAAGAAACAAAACAAGAGAAAACCGCCGCCCUGUCGCCCAAUAUCGUCCUCGUAUGACCCUGUCCUCUAUAUCAAAACCCAGACAGAAAGAAGAAAGGAAGAGCAAUAUCCGCCCUACCUCCCCAUUCUCAUCUGCGCCUUGGCAAACUUGCACAACGCCCGAUAGAAAACCUGGUACCCCACCCCUUGGUUAUCCGGCACAUGGAAAAUCUCCGUCAACCGAAUCUGCCACGGUGGGUAACCGGCAAGCUCAACAAAGGGAUUGAACAACACAAGCAGGUCAGGCUCCUCCAUGACACUCUCGCUCAGCUCGGCGUCUACUAGCUCGGUGGUGAUGUCGACGGGCUGGAGUUUUUUACGCUGGGACAUCUCGGCAAGGGUCUUGGUCAGGUCAACAAUGGAGUCUCUGCCAUCUUCGGCAGAGAUGAGAAGAAUAUUAAUGUUCUUGCGGUUCUCAUUGUUGGGGCUGUUGCUGAGGGACAGGAGACCGGAUUGGACUGGCGGGAUGUGAGGGGCACCGAGCGAGACGGAGGGGAAGGAGGGGCCGAAGUAGGUUUGGAGACGCUGGGAGAUGGUCUGGUGGGUUUCCUUGACGUAACCUUUGAGGAUGCCAGUUUUCUCGUAGAUGGAGAGCUGAGUGAUGCCCGCGCUAGCGCACCAGGCGGCAAUGUCGGCUGCUUCGUUGACGAGCUUUUCGAGGCCGGCUCCGCUGCGCCCUUGAUCCUCGAGGGUCAGGAUGACGCUGAGGUGUUUGGGAAGGCGACUGAGGUCUUUGAUAUCACGCUGUAUUAACUCGGGGGAGUGGUGGUGGUGGUGAUAGACGGUGUAGAAGCGGUUGCCAAUGGCAUGGUAAGCCUGGCGGAGGCGGAUGUGGAUGGAGAAGUAGAGGUGGAUGAGGGCGUAGAUGAAGAUGUGGAAGUGGCGGCGAAGGAAACGGCGCAGACCCAGCUUGCCUUUUCGUUCUUCUCGUGAGACUUGGGAAAGGGAGGCUCUUCGGGUGCGGUCGAGUGGUGGUGGGGGUGAGGGGAGAUAUGGCUGUUUGAUGCUUAACGUCAGCGUUGGUCGGAUCACAUGCUUUUGGUUUGGGGCGCGUACCUUAAGAAGGUUGACCUUCUCCUCGGGCGUCAGAAGCCUGUGACUGAACUUCUCAUCCUUACGAUACCGUUGCAGGUCUUUGGCGCUGAAGGGCAUGGCGUAUAGCAGCUUAUUGUCGAUGCCGGAGAGGUCGGCUGGGGUUUGGUUUUGUGGUGGUGCCCGUAAGCGUGGCUCCUUUAUGAUCCAGCAGAGUUGGGUUAGACGCAAGGAUUAUAGACUAAUCUCCAAGACUACAACUUCAAAGAAA
Messenger RNA from Podospora pseudopauciseta, 2745 nucleotides. RefSeq lists its product as uncharacterized. The transcript is spliced from 2 exons. Bases 272 to 1318 code for a protein of 348 amino acids. Gene Ontology annotation, biological process: DNA repair; DNA alkylation repair. Gene Ontology annotation, molecular function: cytosine C-5 DNA demethylase activity; ferrous iron binding. Lineage: Eukaryota; Fungi; Ascomycota; Sordariomycetes; Sordariales; Podosporaceae. The record is from RefSeq and is a predicted model, not a curated record.